Molecule: messenger RNA, 1641 nt
Organism: Lentinula edodes (shiitake mushroom)
Lineage: Eukaryota; Fungi; Basidiomycota; Agaricomycetes; Agaricales; Omphalotaceae
Product: carboxypeptidase S
Exons: 13
Coding region: 1-1641 (546 amino acids)
Cellular component (GO): fungal-type vacuole lumen
Molecular function (GO): metallocarboxypeptidase activity
Source: RefSeq, a predicted model, not a curated record
AUGUCUCUGUCGGUCUGGGCAGAUAAAGAUGUCCCCCGUUCUACGCCAACAUCUCCCCUAUGUUCUCAAUACGAUGUUCUGGUCCCUAAGAAUCUGCUAUGGAAUACAGUCGGUGAGGUCGUUGGUACAGAGGAAUUCAAGGAUAGGGCUGUGAAUUGGCUAGCUGGUGCGAUUCGGAUACCCACUGAAUCCUACGAUGACUUUGGUCCCAUUGGCGAGGAUCCUCGUUGGGAAACCUUCAAACAUUUCCAUGAUUAUCUUCUUGAGGCGUUUCCGCUUGUUCAUUCAACCUUGUCCCUCACCAAAAUCAACACCCACAGUUUACUCUACGAAUGGACAGGAACGGACUCUUCUAUUAAACCCGUUCUUCUGGCUGCUCAUCAAGAUGUUGUACCCGUUGAACCACGAACUGCAGCAGACUGGACAUACCCCCCUUAUUCUGGGCACUUCGAUGGAACACGGAUAUGGGGUCGAGGCGCUAGUGAUGAUAAGUCGGGGCUGAUCAGCCUCCUGUCCGCCAUCGAAUUGUUACUGGAGGCAGGCUUCAAAGUGGAGCGUACUUUCGUUCUUGCGUUCGGUUGCGACGAGGAAGCUAGUGGGCAUUUCGGAGCUCUUCAGCUCGGAAAGGCAAUGCUAGAAAUAUAUGGCCCAAAUGCGUUUGCUUUUAUUGUUGACGAGGGAGGCGAUAUUUCUGAACAUUACGGAACAGUCUUCGCUGCUCCUGGAGUGGCCGAGAAGGGCUACUUAGAUCUUCGAGUUGAUGUAGCUUCUCCGGGAGGCCAUUCAAGCAUUCCACCAAGUCAUACAACGAUCGGCAUACUCUCCCAGCUUUUGGUAGAGUUUGAAAACAACCCUUUUCCUGUUGAGAUGAGCACCGACUCGGUAUUUUAUGGGACUUUACAGUGCUACGCAGGGCAUGGAAAGACUAUCCCCUCAGAUUUACGCAAAGCUAUCGUUCAUUCUGGGUCUUCAAAGAAAGCGCUCAAAAAGCUGGGCGAUAUCCUUUUCAAAAACCCUGCCAAUGUUGCACUUGUUGGUACGACGCAAGCGAUUGACUUGAUUCAAGGAGGGGUGAAGUCAAAUGCACUUCCGGAACAGGCGUAUGCAGUAGUUAACCAUCGAAUUUCCACACUAAGCUCUUUAGCAGAAGUCAUUGACCGUGACACUGAUACUCUGAAAGGUCUUGCAAACAAAUUCAACCUUAGUUUCAUCUCAUUUGGCAAAACCAUAUCAGACACAAGCGCGUCUAGCGCUUAUGGGAGUCUCGUUUUCAGCGAUGCCUUCAACAAUAGUCUUGUACCUGCGCCAACCACGCCGACAUCUGGAUCCAAAGCCCGUCCUUAUGAAUUACUAUCAGGCACCAUCCAGGCGACGUACAACGCUCAUCGCGGACUCGAACUUGAGAGUCACAAUGUUGUAGUUGCUCCUGGGAUGCCUACUGGGAAUACUGAUACCAGAUAUUAUUGGGACCUUUCGGACGGUCAGAUUUUGAGGUAUAAUCAUAGGAAUUCGAUGGCAUUCAAGGACGUAACGAGUGGUGUGCAUACUGUUGACGAGAAUCUGCCGAUUGAAGCGUUUUUGGAGAUGAUUCGGUUCUUCACUACAUUGAUUCUCAAUACGGAUGAAUCAAGAAGUGUAUAA